AAGCAGCGCGGCGGGCCGGCUGGGCGGGCGCAGUGCUCCUCCCGGCGGCUUCCCCGGCGCACGGCCUAGCUGCCCGCAGGCAGGCAGGACUCUGGGCGGCCGCCGCGCUCCGGUCGGGCGCCCCCCUCGGCUGUUUCCGGAGGAAGGAGAAGCGCGGCUGCCCCCUCCCCCCUCUCCGCCUUCCUCCCCCUCCCCCUCCUCCUCCUCCUCCUCCUCGCUUGCUCCCUCCCUCCCGGCCCCCCCUCGGCGCGAGCGGAGCGCGGAGUCACCGCGGCGCACAGACGGGCCCGGCGGCGGCGGCACUCGCACACAAUGGCGCUGAAACGCAUCAACAAGGAACUUAGUGACCUAGCCCGUGAUCCUCCAGCACAGUGUUCAGCAGGUCCCGUUGGAGAUGACAUGUUUCAUUGGCAAGCCACAAUUAUGGGACCUAAUGACAGUCCAUAUCAGGGUGGUGUAUUCUUCUUGACAAUUCACUUUCCUACAGACUACCCUUUCAAACCACCUAAGGUUGCAUUUACAACAAGAAUCUAUCAUCCAAAUAUUAACAGUAAUGGCAGCAUUUGUCUUGAUAUUCUAAGAUCACAGUGGUCUCCUGCUUUAACUAUUUCUAAAGUUCUCUUAUCCAUUUGUUCACUGUUAUGUGAUCCAAAUCCAGAUGACCCACUAGUGCCAGAGAUUGCACGUAUCUAUAAAACAGACAGAGACAAGUACAAUAGGUUAGCAAGAGAGUGGACAGAGAAAUACGCUAUGCUGUAGGGUACAACAGAAUAUCUCGGGAAUGGACUCAGAAGUAUGCCAUGUGAUGCUACCUUUAAGUCAGAAUAACCUGCAUUAUAGCUGGAAUAAACUUUAAAUUACUGUUCCUUUUUUGAUUUUCUUAUCCGGCUGCUCCCCUAUCAGACCUCAUCUUUUUUUAUUUUUUUGUUUACCUCCUUCCAUUCAUGCACAUGCUCAUCUGAGAAGACUUUAGUUCUUCCAGCUUUGGACAAUAACUGCUUUUAGAAUCUGUAAAGUAGUUACACAGGAACAAUUGCCCAAGAUUCAGAAUUUUUUUUAAUGGAGCAUGUGUAUUAUGUGGCCAAUGUCUUCAUUCUAACUUGGUUAUGAGAUUAAAAACAAACAUUCCUCACUGCUCUAACAGAUGCUGAAGAUAUCACCUGAAGGGGGGAGGGGAGAUGGAUGUUCAAUUUUCUCCCAUCAAAGAAGUAACAUUGCUGUAGCAACAUCCAUCUUGUUCCAAACCUUCCAGUGUUAGAGAACUGAGGUUUUAUUAUAUACUUUUGCUCAUAACUGGUGUGUCUGGAGAAUUGGUACUGAAUCUAUAGCAUCAGCAGAACAGAAAAUGUGAUGUAUCUUAUGCAUGUCAAUAAAGGAAUGACCAGUUCUUGUUUUACAGAGAAUGGAAAUUGGAAGUCAAACAUCCCUUGUAUUCCAAAAUAGGGUCUAAGAACAUUUUUGUAAUUCAUUUAAAUUUUGUUAGGAGGCUUGGAGCUAUUAGUUAAUCUGUCUUCCAAAACACUGUUUAAUAUAGCACUGAAUAAAUGAUGCAAGUUGUCAAUGGAUGAGUGAUCAACUAAUAGCUCUACUAGUAAUUGAUUUAUUUUCUUCAAUAAAGUUGCAUAAACCAAUGAGUUAGCUGCCUGGAUUAAUCAAUAUGGGAAACAAAAUCUUUUGUAAAAGCAAAGCUGGUUUUUGUAUAUACUGUUGGGAUUUGCCUCAUUGUUUAACAUCAAAUAAUGAUGUAAAGUUCAAUAGAGUGAAUCUUUUGCCAUUUUCAGUUAUAAUGCUCAGUCUGUUGCAGGUUGACACAUUGUUCGGCCUGAUGUAUGCAGAAUUAAUAAGCUAACAUAGUAGUGUAGCCUUAGUAGUGUGCUACACUUGGUGCUGGGAGCUCAGCGUUCAAGGAUGGACUUGGGACCCAGCAGAUCUGAAGUGGUGUAUUGUGGAGAUACUUCCUGAUGCACCUGUGUUUGCUGACUGAGAACCUUUUUCUUCACCUUGUACACUUGACAGCUGAAAGAUCUUAAUGUGGGAGUAAUGAUGAGGCAAAAAAAUAUAAAAUAAAGUACUGUUUUGAUGUGGGAAUUGUCAUGAGGCUGUGUUGAAGUGACUUUACUAUGUGGGAUGUUCGUUACCAUUGAAAAGGACUUGUUCAGCCAUGCUGCCAUUUACAUUGAUGACUAUUUUAAUGCAACAGACACUUUCCUCAUGUCAGGUGACUAAACGUGAAUAAAGACUCAUUGCUAUUGGA
This is a messenger RNA of Harpia harpyja (harpy eagle), 2254 nucleotides long. RefSeq names its product ubiquitin conjugating enzyme E2 D3 (gene UBE2D3). Gene Ontology annotation, molecular function: ubiquitin conjugating enzyme activity. Gene Ontology annotation, cellular component: nucleus. The record is from RefSeq and is a predicted model, not a curated record. The transcript has 8 exons. Bases 313 to 759 code for a protein of 148 amino acids. NCBI's taxonomy places the organism in Eukaryota, Metazoa, Chordata, Aves, Accipitriformes, Accipitridae. Gene Ontology annotation, biological process: protein K11-linked ubiquitination; ubiquitin-dependent protein catabolic process.